UAACCUUAAAAAUAAUAGGUUCAUUGCAUAUUCAUGUUAUUAUAUACCACAUCCCAGUGGUAUUAAUGUAUAUGUGCUAGCCUUUAAUAUAUAUUUUAUAUAUUUAGUACUAGUUGGCAUAGAAACAGUAUUGACUUAAAAUCAAACAAGUUCAUUUAAAGUGAAAUAUGAGAUUAAAGAAGAAUUUCUGGCCUAAAGUUCCUCAAGAUUGGGCAGUGACCACCUUCCUAUGGAUAAUAAUCCCCAUUGUGUAUUGGUUUGAACUAUUUGUUGUGUUACCAGUAUUUUACUCAAUAAUGAGUUUUUGGUAUUGUUUCCAUUUUAUACUGGGUACAUUCAUAUUGUUUAAUGUUGUGACAAAUUUCAUGGCUAUAAUAUUGAUAGACACAAGUAUUCAGGGAUUAAUCCUACCAACAGAUAUGUUGGGAAAUUGGAGGUUCUGUUCUGUGUGUGAAUGUAUUGCACCACCAAGAUCUUGGCAUUGUCCAAUAUGCAAUACAUGCAUUUUAAAGAGGGAUCAUCACUGCAUUUUCUCUGGCUGUUGUGUUGGCCAUAAUAAUUCAAGAUAUUUCAUAAUAUUUUUGAUUUAUAUGUUUAUUGCUACCAUCUAUGCAACUCCUUACAAUAUAUGUUUCAUAUAUAAUAUGAUAGAUAUAUCAUCAAUAAAAUCAGUAAUAUGUUUAAUUUUUCCUUUGGCUAUGGUUUUUGUGGAGUUUACUUGGAAUCAAUUCUUUAUGUUUCUGGUAUUAAUAAUAAUAGUUGGAAGUGCAUUUACUGGAUUUUUGUCAUAUUAUCAUAUACAUAUAUUAUGUAAAGGAUACAUAACGCCUGAGAAAAAAAUGAAAGUGAAGAUUUAUGACCUAGGAUUGAUGGACAAUAUAAAAGUGGUUUUUGGAGAAAGAUGGUAUUUAACAUGGUUAGCUCCAUUUGUGGAAAGUCAGGUGAAGCAUGAUGGAAUAAACUGGAAAGAAAUAGAAACUCAAAAAGAUAAAUAAUAUAUUUAUUUAGUUAUUAACAAAAAUAAAUAAUCUUAUGGCCCUGGACCAAAUGCAAAUUGUAACUUAAUUUCCUUAUUAAAUAGACAUAAUUGAUUA
Molecule: messenger RNA, 1094 nt
Organism: Nicrophorus vespilloides
Lineage: Eukaryota; Metazoa; Arthropoda; Insecta; Coleoptera; Silphidae
Product: probable palmitoyltransferase ZDHHC24
Exons: 1
Coding region: 168-995 (275 amino acids)
Molecular function (GO): palmitoyltransferase activity
Source: RefSeq, a predicted model, not a curated record